AUGGCAGACACUGAACAAGGAAAACCGGCGCCCAGCAGCAGUUGCCAAAGGGAUGUGUCAGCGUCCCAACAAAGAGCUUGGAACUUCCAGCAGGCAGAGAUGGCAACACUGAAGGAUAACAGCCGUGUGCCUCUUCCUGGGACGCUGCUCUGUGUGCCUCUUCCAGGGACACUGCUCCGUGUGCCCCUUCCCGGGAAGCUGCUCCUUGUGUAUAUUCCUGAUUAUGUAUUCAUGCCCGACCCUAACUCUAGCAGCAGCACUAACGGGUUCGAUGGUCUGUGUGGAGCUGAUGAUGCAAACACGAACAUCCAUCAAAAGCUUGUUGCUGUCAGCAACAAGAAUUUUGGGCAGCUGGAGCCAUGCUCCAUGGACGAGGAGGAUGACCGGGACCCCAAGCCCAAGCCAACGAGCACGACGAGGUAA
This is a messenger RNA of Triticum turgidum subsp. durum (durum wheat), 423 nucleotides long. The record is from the annotation of a GenBank genome assembly. Lineage: Eukaryota; Viridiplantae; Streptophyta; Magnoliopsida; Poales; Poaceae.